Huiozyma naganishii CBS 8797 is the source of this 927-nucleotide messenger RNA. RefSeq names its product Cu/Pi carrier (gene PIC2). Gene Ontology annotation, cellular component: mitochondrial inner membrane. The record is from RefSeq and is a predicted model, not a curated record. NCBI's taxonomy places the organism in Eukaryota, Fungi, Ascomycota, Saccharomycetes, Saccharomycetales, Saccharomycetaceae. The coding region runs from base 1 to 927 and encodes 308 amino acids. Gene Ontology annotation, molecular function: phosphate transmembrane transporter activity. The transcript has a single exon. Gene Ontology annotation, biological process: mitochondrial phosphate ion transmembrane transport.
AUGAGUAGUAGCCAGCAGAAAAGGCAUAUUGACUUAUACACUAAGGAGUUUUACACGGCUUGUACGCUCGGCGGUGUGGUCGCCUGUGGGCCGACGCAUUCUUCCGUGACACCGCUGGAUCUCGUCAAAUGUAGACUGCAAGUGUCUCCCGGGCUGUACAAGUCCAACAUUCAGGGGAUGCGCGACAUCUUAUCCAAGGAGGGGUUUGCCAAGCUGUUCACUGGUGUUGGCGCGACUUUCAUCGGGUACUCGCUGCAGGGGGCCGGGAAGUACGGUGGGUACGAGUACUUCAAGCAUUUCUACUCGCAGACGCUCUGCGGUGGGGAUGCUACGCGGAUUCACAACAACCGUACGUCGCUGUACUUGCUUGCCUCCGCGACAGCAGAGUUCAUCGCGGACAUCAUGCUGUGCCCCUUUGAGGCCAUCAAAGUCAAGCAGCAGACGACAAUCCCAUCAUUCUGCAACAACGUCUGGGAGGGACUCUCCAAGACGUACAAGGCUGAAGGUUUGAUGUCCUUCUACAAAGGUAUUGCACCGCUGUGGUGCAGGCAGAUCCCGUACACGAUGUGUAAGUUCACCUCGUUUGAAAGGAUCGUCGAGUACAUCUACUCGAAGUUGCCCAAGAAGAAGUCCGAGAUGAACCCACUGCAGCAGAUCUCGGUCAGUUUCGUAGGUGGGUACCUGGCCGGUAUCCUGUGUGCAGCGGUCUCGCACCCGGCGGACGUGAUGGUUUCCAAGAUCAACAACGAGCGGGUCAUGGGCCAGUCCAUGAUGGACGCCUCGCGCGCGAUCUACAAGCGGAUCGGGUUCGUCGGCCUGUGGAACGGGCUCCCCGUCAGAAUCGUCAUGAUCGGUACACUCACCAGUUUCCAGUGGCUUAUUUACGACUCCUUCAAGGCGUACGUCGGGCUUCCUACGAGUGGCUGA